This is a messenger RNA of Camellia sinensis, 719 nucleotides long. NCBI's taxonomy places the organism in Eukaryota, Viridiplantae, Streptophyta, Magnoliopsida, Ericales, Theaceae. The record is from RefSeq and is a predicted model, not a curated record.
GGAGUAUGCACCUGCGAUUCAAGAUUAUAAUAAUUUUUUGGCAAAGGCAAUUGCAGGAGGGACUGGUCAGUUUGUUAAAGGGAUCUUCAAAUGCAGCAAUGCUUACACCAACCAGAUCUGGAUUUCAGUUUCCUUGAGAUGAAUCCCUUUACCUUGGUGAAUGGAGAGCCAUACCCAUUGGAUAUGAGGUCAGAGUUGGAUGACACUGCUGCCUUUAAGAACUUUAAGAAGUGGGGUGUCAUAGAGUUUCCUCUUCCCUUUGGAAGAGUUCUGAGUCCUACAGAAAGCUUCAUUCACUCAUUGGAUGAAAAGGUAAGUGCAUUACUUUUUAUUUAUGCAUAGUAUGAGAGAUUUUCUAUUUUGAGUAAUCACCAAUUGUUAAGUUGUAGAAAUUUUCUAUUUUGGUUUUGGUGUUGGUUUUUUUUUUUUUUUUUGAAUUUAUUUUUAUAUAGUUAGUUGAGCCACAAAGUGUGCCUAUAUAUUAAGGAAAUGAGCUUUUUGACUGUAGAUGCAUUUUUGACUGUAUAUUAAGAAAAGUGUGCCUGUAUUUUAUGCUGGUUUCCCUGGUAAGAUCAUCUUCAAAAGUAUAUAUCGACACACUAUACUACAUCUAGAAUGGUAGGUGGUGUCAUAAAGUUAUGAGCAUUUUGUCUGUUCAUAAUUUCUUGCUAGUUCUAUUUAGUUAACAUGUUGGCUUCACCAUCAUUCAUCUAUCAAUU